CGCGCGGGCCCAGCUGACAGCGGCUCCGGCAUGUCGGCUCUGGACUCCAGCAGUGGCCCCGCAGGGCAGCCGGCCCCAUUUCCCACCACCCCCCCGAUGAUGCCUCCACCCUUCAUGCCUCCUCCUGGAAUCCCCCCUCCCUUCCCCCCCAUGGGACUCCCUCCUAUCGGGCAGAGACCGCCAGCGAUGCCUCCCAUGCCCCCUGGCAUGAUGCCGCCUCUGCUCCCACCCAUGGCAGGGCCCCCACCCAUAGGACAGAUGCCACCCAUGGUGCCUCCCAUGAUGCCAGGGAUGCUGAUGCCGGGGCUGCCAGCUGGUCCUGUUCCUGGUGUGGCGGCUCCUGGGACAGACCCAAUUGGCGCUGCUCCGGCUCAGCCAGCACCCACACUCCCGAAUCCCAUGGUGGCCGCCGUCCGGCAGAGCCUGAUGAGCAGCGGCUCCCCCGUGCAGGACGCCCCCCGCAAGAAGCCUCCGUGGAGUGAGCACAGGGCCCCAGACGGGCGCGUUUACUACUACAACUGCAGCUCCAAGCAGUCCACCUGGGAGAAGCCGGAUGAGCUGAAGUCCAAAGCAGAGCUGCUGCUCUCCCAGUGUCCCUGGAGGGAGUACAAGUCGGACACAGGCAAGUCCUACUACUACAACUCCCAGAGCAAGGAGUCGCGCUGGACCAAGCCCCGGGACCUGGACGAGCUGGAGGAUCCAGGCUCCGGCCUUCUCUGCUCUUCCAGGAAGCAGCAGGAGACACCAUCAGCCGCCUCGAGCCCCAGCCUGUCCUCGGCUGCCACCACGGACACGGAGACUGCGGGUGGGGAGGAGCAGGAGACGCCUGCGCUGGGGAGCGCGGCCGAACGCCUGGAGGAAGCAGCCCUGCAGCAGGAGGAAGUGACCAGCAGUGGCGACCCUGGCCGGCGGGAGGAGGAGGAGGAGGGGGGGGCCGGGGAGAGGUGCACCUGCAGCUGGAGCACCAAGGAAGAGGCCAAGCUGGCCUUUAAGGAGCUGCUGAAGGACAAGGGCGUCCCAUCCAACACGUCAUGGGAGCUGGCCAUGAAGAUGAUCGUGGACGAUCCGCGGUACAGUGCCCUGCCCAAGCUGAGCGAGAAGAAGCAAGCCUUCAAUGCCUACAAGGCCCAGCGGGAGAAGGAGGAGAAGGAGGAGGCUCGGCUGAGGGCCAAGGAGGCCAAGGAGGAGCUGCAGCGGUUCCUGGAGCAGCACGAGCGGAUGAGCUCCAUCACCCGCUACAGGAAAGCUGAGCAGAUGUUCGGGGAGCAAGAGGUUUGGGCUGUGGUCCCCGAGCGUGACCGCAAGGAGAUCUACGACGACGUGCUGUUCUUCCUGGCCAAGAAGGAGAAGGAACACGCCAAGCAGCUGCGCAAGCGGAACAUCCAGGCGCUGAAGAACAUCCUGGACAGCAUGAGCAACGUCAGCUUCCAGACCACCUGGUCCGAGGCCCAGCAGUACCUGAUGGACAACCCCACCUUCGCCGAGGACCAGGACCUGCAGAACAUGGACAAGGAGGAUGCACUGAUCUGCUUCGAGGAGCACAUCCGCACGCUGGAGAAGGAGGAGGAGGAAGAGAAGGAGAAGACAAGGCUGCGUGAGAGGCGCCAGCAGCGGAAGAACAGAGAGGCCUUCCAGAAUAACAGGCUGCUUCUUGCCCAGGCCUUUCUGGAUGAGCUGCACGACAAGGGGCAGCUGCACUCCAUGUCCACCUGGAUGGAGCUGUACCCCUCACUCAGCGCCGACGCCCGCUUUGCCAACAUGCUGGGCCAGCCUGGCUCCACCCCCCUGGACUUGUUUAAAUUCUACGUGGAGGAUCUCAAGGCUCGUUUCCAUGACGAGAAGAAGAUCAUCAAGGACAUCUUAAAGGAUCGCGGCUUCAGCGUGGAGGUGACCACAACCUUCGAGGACUUCGCUCACGUGAUCAGCUUUGACAAGAGGGCAGCCACGCUGGACACGGGCAACAUCAAGCUGACUUUUAACAGUCUGCUGGAAAAGGCUGAGGCGCGGGAGCGGGAGCGGGAGAAGGAGGAAGUGCGCAAGCUGCGCCGCCGGGAAGCAGCCUUCAAGAGCAUGCUGAAGCAGGCAGCCCCAGCCCUGGAGCCCGGCUCCUCCUGGGCCGAGGUGCGGGACCGCUUCGUCAGUGACCUGGCCUUCGAGCAGAUCACGCUGGAGUCGGAACGGAUCCGGCUCUUCAGGGAGUUCCUCCAGGUGGUGGAGAACGAGUGCCAGCACUACCACGCCAAGGCCAAGAAACACGCCAAGAGAGCCAGGAAGCACCACCGGAAGGGCUUGCAGUCGAGCUCAGCUCCCGCAAGGCCAGGAAGCAGAAGAAGAAAAGCAAGAAGAAGAGGCACAAAUCGGACAGCCCCCAGAGCGAGGGCGAGCGGGGCAGGAAGGGGAAGGAGAAGGAGCCGGAGCGGGCGGAGGGCCGACGGCGCUCCCCCCAGCGCAGCCUCAAGAGGGAGAAGAGCGUCUGGGACACGUCGGACAGCGAGCCGAGCGAGGGCGAGCUGGAAAAGCGGCGUCGGACACUGCUGCAGCAGCUGGACGACGAUCAGUAGCCAGGUCUGCGGGACUGUCGCUGAGCUGGGGCUACCUCAGCUCCCCACCCCUCUCCCCAGGCUGGGGAGAGGCUCCGGACAGCUCGGUGCGGGCGGGAGGCUCCUGAGAGAGCAGAGAGGGGGCCCCGCUCCACCCAGGACUCCUUCCCCCCCAUCCCUGCGGAUCCCCCCCGCACCCGAGGACCCAUCGCCCCUGGGGCUGCUGUGAGCACCUCUGCUUGGCCGGCCCCUCGGCGCUCAGAGGACCGGCCCCAGGACAGCGGCGCUUUGGAGAGGGGCGAACGCGGCUCUCACAGGUGGUUCUGUGGCUGCGCUGAGGAUCAUGGGUGCCUGGGGCGCCCUGCGGGGUUGGCUGCGGGGGCGUGUGCUGCUGAGUAGCCGGGACCCUCGGCCUGCUCGUACUCUGGGAAUUAAAGGGGUUUUUAAAAUAAUAUUUAUAAAUGUG
This is a messenger RNA of Gopherus flavomarginatus (Mexican gopher tortoise), 3006 nucleotides long. It is a transcript of the gene PRPF40B, whose product is annotated as pre-mRNA processing factor 40 homolog B. The coding region runs from base 31 to 2769 and encodes 912 amino acids. The record is from RefSeq and is a predicted model, not a curated record. Gene Ontology annotation, molecular function: protein binding; RNA binding. Lineage: Eukaryota; Metazoa; Chordata; Testudines; Testudinidae. Gene Ontology annotation, cellular component: U2-type prespliceosome; U1 snRNP. The transcript has 25 exons. Gene Ontology annotation, biological process: mRNA cis splicing, via spliceosome.